AUGAAUGGUCAGCGGGGUGAUGACUUGGACGAUGACUUCGUGCCAGAUGAGCUCGUAGCUACUUCUGGCGAGGAAGAUAAUGGUCCAGGAGACGAUAUAGGCGGUCUUCUCAGUGCAGAUGAAGAUGCCGAGGAAGUGGCCGUUGAUAUCAAGGAGAAAUCAGCGACAGACAAGAAACGCAAGCGGAGGGAGAAGGAAAAGGAGCGCAAAAUCAAGAAGAGGAAGUUGGCAGAAACAGUGGAGGUUAUCGAACCUAUUUCAGUGGCAGCGCAACCUGCUCACAAACUCGCAGACUAUGUGACAUCCAUGCAAGCCAAAGCUUUCCCUGCAAUGUCUGGGAUAGAACUCGGUGACGUCUCGAUCCCCGAAUCAUCGAUAGCGGAUACGACGAUAUGGACGGGGUCGAGAUCAUUAGACAACCUGGUUGAAUUCAUUAUCACAGUUCUUCCGACAUUACACACCCGAUUGUCGCAAAGGUCCAAAGUUGCUGGAGCUCCAACCCUGCUGUUCAUAGCUGGAGCCGCACUUCGGGUUGCCGAUGCGACCAGAGUUCUCAGAGAUAAGAAACUGCGUCGUGAGAAGGGUGCAGAUGUAGCAAAGUUGUUUGCGAGACACUUUAAGCUGGAAGAGCACGUUUCUUAUCUCAAGAGGUCAAAAAUUGGUUCUGCUGUUGGCACUCCUGGAAGAAUCGGGAAACUACUAUGUGAAACUGACGCCCUCUCGGUGUCUCAGCUCACACACAUUAUCCUGGAUAUCUCAUAUCGGGAUACAAAAAAAAGAAGCUUGUUAGAUAUCCCAGAGACUCGGGACGAAGUAUUCAGAACUGUCCUGGGGGCGCCGAAGGUACUCAAGGGCCUUCAAGAGGGAAAAAUCCAACUGGUGCUUCUCUAG
Molecule: messenger RNA, 891 nt
Organism: Suillus clintonianus
Lineage: Eukaryota; Fungi; Basidiomycota; Agaricomycetes; Boletales; Suillaceae
Product: U3-containing 90S pre-ribosomal complex subunit-domain containing protein
Exons: 5
Coding region: 1-891 (296 amino acids)
Cellular component (GO): nucleus; 90S preribosome
Source: RefSeq, a predicted model, not a curated record